AGGCGGAUUCUUAACCACUGCACCACCAAGGAAGCCCUAUUUGAUAUUUUUAAUUACAAUAACAACUUAGACUUGUGUAACAAAUUUUAACAGAAGGCAUAUAUAAAAUAAAACAAUAGCUCCUUGCCUCUAAUCUACCUUUCCCCACAUCCUAUUAAUCAUUUAGUAUGUAUCUAUCCAUAGCUUUCUAUGUAUUGCAGGACAAGCAUACAUAUAAUAUUAAACAUAUAGUCACACACACAGGGUUGUUGUUUUUAUACAAUUGUGAUCAUACUAUACAAAAUGUUCAGUGAUUUUUUUUCACUUAAAUUGUCAUAUUUUUCCACUUCAUUACUUCACUCAUUUAAAAACUGCCUAGUAUUUCAGAGUAUGUAUGGAUCAUAAUUUAGGCCAAGGGUCUUUUAUUGAUGGACAUUUAGGUUACAAUGUUCUUCAGCAAUUAUCUUUGUAAAAAUGUAUGUUUGAGCAUAUGUGUAUUUCUGUUGGAUAGACUCCUAGAAUUAGAAUCUAGGGUAUAUGCAUAUUAAAUUUUGAUACUGUCAAACUGCCGUCCAAAAAAGACAGUGCCAAUUCAGAGUCUAUCAGCAGUAAACAAGAGUUUUCCCCCACCCACUUGUCAACACUAAAUAUUAUCAUCAAUCUUCUGAAUUUUUGCCACUCUGGUGGGUAAAAGAGUGGUAUUUUUUAACUUUGCAUGUCCUUAAAAAUUAGUAAGUUUAAGUGUCUCCCAAGGGUUACUACUUAUCAUUUAUAAGAUCUCUACUGGUUACUUAUUCGUAUUCUUUGCCUGCUUUUAUGUUCUGUGUUGUCUUUGAUUGUCUGUAGAGUGCUUUACACAUAGUGGAUAUCGAUCCUCUGUUAUACGCAUGCACUUUCCACCUGCCCCGCCCUCAACCCCAGCUUUCCCUUCAUACGCACACCAGCUCUGCUGCACCAUGUCAAACCCGAACCAUCCAGCCCCCCAGACUCUCCGACAGGGGCACCAAGUGGCAGGGUGUGUGAUCCUCAUUCUAGUUUCACAGAAGGCGGUAAGUAGGACCUAGCAGCUGAGAGUGUGAUCUCUGGAAUCAGGCCUGUAUUCAAGUCCCAGUUCUGCCACUUACAGACCGUGCUUUUAGAGAUGAGCUUAACACCUCUCUAAACACUUCAGUGGUAAAACAGAGAUAAGAGUAGUAUCAAUCCCACAAGAUAUUUCUGUGUGCUAACGUUUCUUGAGCCCUUAAUUAGUGCCAUAAAUGCAUUAUAAUAAUGUACUAUGUGUGUUAAAUGUAGUAUAAUAAUGUAUUCAUUUAUUAACCUCCCGAUGAUAUGUUUAUUUGCAUAUUCGCAAAGUGCUCUACAACACCACCAGGCGAGUAAACCUUAGCUUAUAGUGUGAGCGUUGACAACUCCGCAUGGCAACGUGUGAAUCUGCUCCCCUCUGCCUCAGGAUGCUCUUUUGACCCCUGUGGUCAGUCCACACACGACGGCUCCUGUUCAGCAGCCCAUUCCCUUGGCUUCCACUGUGGCUCUUGUCCCUUUGGCUGCCUUUCUCUCGAUCCCCUACAGCUCUACCAGGGUUUUGUUGGGGUUCACCAAACCUGAGCCCAGUGCCCUAGAUCCUGUGCACACAGAUUCUACGGUUCAAACUCAGGACGUCAGGGGGCAACAUGGCACAGAGCAGCCUUCUCUGGCCUUUGACUCACACGUUAACUCAUCCGUAUACUACCUGUGGGGCCUUAGAUGAGUUAUGAGUGACUUGGCUUCUCUGAGCCCCCGUUGUACUCAUCUCAUAGCUCAUGAUUUCCUAAGCCCUACAGAGCAGCCCCUGCAGGUGCUCAGCCAAUGCUGGUUCCCUUCCCACUUCCCCCGCCUCCCUUUUGUUCUGACUCCCUUUCCAGGGCACUCUAUUGACCUUUGAGGCUAAGUUAGCAGGUUGUACCAAAGCCUUUAGGAAAGAGCUCACCCUUGCUCCCCUUCCCGACUGGUAACUGAUGCUUAGAGACACAUGCCUUUCAGAAGCUUCUGAGUCACUUCUCCCUUGGCUGGUUUCCUUCUGGGCGGUGACACCCAUUACAAAAUACCAGCCCCUGUUAAUACUUUGAAUUCUCUUCCUCUGCCUGUCUGAAGCGUGGGAAAUGUUUGACGAAUGAAUAAAUGAAUGACAGAAUCCUUGGUCUGUAUUCAUGACCCAUCUUAAUCUUGCUUCCUUUCUAGGCUUUUCUCUCUCCACACUCUUCGCCUCACCCUUCCCUGAAGCAAACCAUCCACCUUCUCCACUCCCCUGUUCCCAGAGCUUUGAUAUUUCAUUUCCUCCUUGGAAAUAUCACCCCCAACUACCUGUGUCAUUUCCUCAGGGCCCAGUUGGAUUGGCAGCUUCUCCCCCAGCCCUGAAUUCUCACAGCAGUUUCUUGGGGCCUCUGCCGGGGCUCUUGACAUUUUCUCUCUGCUGUAAUCACUCCCCCCUUUCCUUUCUCCCCUGAUGACUCCCUGGAGUGAGCUCCUAUUUGCUUUGUCUUUUGCCCUGGGCAAGGCUCUCGUGGCCCAGCGAGUUACACCCCAGUAGAUAAAGCAUUUUUCAACCAGAAGGGGCCUUGGGUCUUUGGGGCCCAGAUGGCUCAUCCUCUAGUUGGAAAGCCAAGACUCAAAGAGGGGAAGUAACUGGCCCAAGGUCACACAGUGGCAAAGUGAGAAUUAGAACCAAAACCUCAGGACGUCCAAUUGAGAGCUUUUUCCCAGUACCAGGCAAGUUCAAGCUGACCAACUUUUGCUACCUCGACCAGGCAGAGUCAGAUCAAGGUUAACUCAAUGCACCUACCGCAUCCAAGGUCAGAAGACCCAGGAGUUGGGAAUAGUAUAUAUGUGUAUGCGCGUAAGGGUCGAACCAAGGAGCCAGUUAAGCAUAAUUCCCUGAGACAGUUUUGCUUUAUCUUGUUAAUAAUCACAAUAUAUAUACAUAUAUAAUUUAUAUGUAUAAAACAGACAUACAAGUAUUUUUCUCUUAUAGGAACAAUACAUGUUUGACAUGUGUGUUGUUAAAAAAAAUUGGAACGUACUAAAAAGUAUAGAGAACAAAGUUAAAAUCAUAGUUUCCUACCACCCAGAAUUAACCACUUACAUUUUUUAUAUAUUUCUUUCUAGAUCUUUUUCCAUGCAAGUAGGAAUUCAUUUCAAUACGGGGGGGGGUGGUAUGGUAUGUACAGUUUAGUGUCUUCUGUUUUUCAUUUAGAUCCUGUGGUGUAAGCGUUUUCCCACGUUAUUAUAAUAUGCUCACAAACUCCAUUUUAACGACUGCUUAAUAGUUCAUCGUGUGCCAUGAUUUUUUUUUUCUUUAUUGUUGGAUGUUUAUAAAUGACGCUGGGAAAGAACAUUCCUGAACAAGAGGCUUUGCCUGCGUUUCAGAUUAUGUUUUUAGGACAAAUUCCUAGAAGUGGAGGGCAGGGAUAUGUUUAAGGCUCUCAAUACUCACUGCCAAGCAGCUUUCCAGAAACAUGUACCAGUUACACCCCCACCAGCUGCAUUAGAGAAGAGCCUUUUGAUUCUGCCAAUGCAGCAACACCUCGGGCUGAAGGAAGGCCACUCUUCCAUCCAAAGCCUCUCAGCAGUCCUAACAAUGGACCCCUUGUCCCACCCCCAUCUCCUCUUCCCUCCAUCCCUGGCUCCAGGCUUGGAACACAGGCUGUCUGCGAGGCCUCUGUUCAGUCCAGUCCAGCCUUGGUGCUCCACGGGGUUGGUAGAGCUGAAAGGCUCUGAAGCCCCUCCAUGAAUCCUCAGAAGAAGGUGGACCUCAAGCUCAUCAUCAUCGGAUCCCUGGGUGUUGGAAAGACUUCCCUCCUCCACCGAUUCGUGCACAAGACAUUUUAUGAGGACUAUCAGACCACACUGGGAGCUAGUAUCCUCUCCAAGAUUAUCAUACUGGAUGACACAACUUUGAAGCUACAGAUCUGGGACACAGGAGGACAGGAGCGAUUCCGCUCCAUGGUGUCUACCUUCUACAAAGGCUCUGAUGGCUGCAUCCUGGCUUUUGAUGUCACUGACCUGGAGACCUUUGAAGCCCUGGAAACCUGGAGGGAUGAUGUUCUGGCCAAAACCAUUCCAAUGGAGCAGUCCUACCCCAUGGUGGUGCUGGGGAACAAGAUCGAUCUGGCAGACCGGCAGGUGCCACAGGAGGUAGCCCAAGACUGGUGUAAAGAGAAGAAUAUUCCCUAUUUUGAAGUCAGUGCCAAGAAUGACAUCAAUGUGGUACAAGCCUUCGAGAUGCUGGCCAGUCGGGCUCUGUCAAGGGUGCUUUACCAUGUGCUGGAGACAUGGAGAUGGAUGAGGCAGGUGAGGUAUCUGCCCAUAUGGAAGACAGAACCGGCCAUCGGGACAAAGGCUUCCCACGGGUCUCCAGGACAGAGCCAGUGCCAGGAUGUUCCUCGAUACUAUACCCGCUGCCUCACCUGCUGCUGCUUCUCCAGUUACCCCCAAAGGGAAAUAAUCCACAUUCACACCAGGCAUCCCUGCGCAAGGCAGUGGGCAGGCAGACGCAAUGGUGCUCACUCCCAGGCUUGCCCAUCAGAGGGGAAGUGGGGAGCUGGGCCUUCUGGGGGUGAAAGGGGUCACAGGCAGUUGGGAAAUGGAAAGAUCUGGGGCGAGAGAAACUCGGGUGGAGCUGAGGACAUAGCAGGUGCACCAUGCGCUCCUUUGCCAUUGGGCCCUCCCAGAUGCUUUACCUCUGCCUGGAACAUUCCUCCCUCCCUCUCCCCAGCCUAAUUUUCGGGGGCUAGUUUUAUUCAUCCAUCUGGUCUCACCUUAGAUUUUGCCUCAUCACCUCCUCCAGGAAGCCAUCCCUGCUUCCCAAAUUUAGGUGUCCUUCCUCAGUACUUGCACCUGGUAUUAUAACUGCCUGCUCACUCUCUGCUUCCCUUGUCCCUCCAUCACCCAGACCUCUGAGGUCCCCAGGGCAGCUCAUCAUUGCGCCCUCAUGUGGCACAGCUCUUAGAGCAUGGCAAGUAAAUAUGGCUGAAUAAAUGAAUGAUUGAGUGAAUUCAA
This is a messenger RNA of Aethalodelphis obliquidens (Pacific white-sided dolphin), 5013 nucleotides long. It is a transcript of the gene RAB7B, whose product is annotated as RAB7B, member RAS oncogene family. The coding region runs from base 3742 to 4734 and encodes 330 amino acids. Gene Ontology annotation, cellular component: phagocytic vesicle; lysosome; late endosome. Gene Ontology annotation, biological process: phagosome-lysosome fusion; endosome to lysosome transport. Gene Ontology annotation, molecular function: GTPase activity; GTP binding. The record is from RefSeq and is a predicted model, not a curated record. Lineage: Eukaryota; Metazoa; Chordata; Mammalia; Artiodactyla; Delphinidae. The transcript is spliced from 7 exons.